Molecule: messenger RNA, 2570 nt
Organism: Calypte anna (Anna's hummingbird)
Lineage: Eukaryota; Metazoa; Chordata; Aves; Apodiformes; Trochilidae
Gene: TMEM192
Product: transmembrane protein 192
Exons: 6
Coding region: 248-1078 (276 amino acids)
Cellular component (GO): late endosome; lysosomal membrane
Source: RefSeq, a predicted model, not a curated record
GUGAGGAGCGGGAGACGGACACACCUCAGGAGGGGCCGACGGCCAAAAGGCCUCAGCGACCUCCAUCUUCUCCAGGCCGAAGCCAAAAGGCUGGGCGCUACUCUGCCUGUUACAGGGUCUGCGGGUCGGGAUUUUGCAUCCCAGUGGCGCAGCCCCAUCCGAGCGGCUGCUCGUCAUUUGCAUUUGAGAAGAUGAGGACGAAUCGGUGCUGUUCGCUUUUGCUGGAUGAAGCGUGUCCUUCGAGGGCAUGAGCAUGGAUUACGUGUCCUUCUCGGUCCUGGGACAACCAAACCAUCCUUGCCAGGGUUCCUUGGAAAUAACACAGAGUUUAGAAGAUGAUCCUCUACUGGAUGCACCACUUAUUUCAUCUCAUACAUUGCACUCCCAACUAAGGCCAAGAUUUUAUGCUAUCCCAGCAGUUCUCUUUGCCAAUUUUCUGUUGCUAAUCCAUGUUGCUUUUGUUGUUCUAGCAUUUUUAGCAGCCAUGUUUUGUUCUUACCCCAAUCCAAAUCAGGAUAAGUGCCCUGGAAACUAUACUCACCCACUUAAAGUGCAGACUGUCAUAAUCAUUGCAAAAGUAAUUCUGUGGAUUCUGCAUCUUUUUUUUGAACAAUACACUCAGCACCACCACAGUAAAGUCAGAAGCAGAGGUUACUUCUCAAUAUACCGAUCAACAAGACAUCUGAAAAGGCUUCCACUGCUGAUACACUCCACAGGUAAUGCAGCCCUGCUUUUGAUUCUGUCAGUGCAACAUUCCUUUCCUGAUCACAGCAAAGUGUACCUGUACCUAAUCCUGGGAAUCCUGGGCUUGGAGCUGAUUAGCUCCCUGACAUGCUUAGUGAUUUACACAGUGAAAAUAAGUAACUUCAAUCGUGCAAAGCCAAGACCUGACAUAAUUGAAGAAGAAAAGAUGUAUGCCUACCCUAGUCACAUUACCUCAGAAAUUGGAUUCAGGGAAAAUUCAAGUUUAGAAGAGAUAGUUGAGAAGCAAGGAGAUGUAAUAGAGUAUCUUCAGCGACACAAUGCACUGCUCAGCAAGAGACUGUUGGCACUAACAUCUCAGCAAAUCAAAACUUAACAGCUUUUGGAAAACUGCUGCAGGAGCUUUGAAGAGCCCACGAGGUAACCUAAUAUCCAGACAGAUUUGUACAGAUGACUUUUCAGUCAUCUUCCACGUUUUGAAACACAAGGUGGAAGGAUGAGCUGUGCAUAUACUGUAAACCUAUUGCAACUAGACACUCUGGCUGUCUUCAGAUCAUCUGUUCAGAAAAAAGUUCUGGAACUUCAAGGAUUUGUAAUUCCUAAUAGGUUUAAGUUGGACCUGAGGGAAUGGCUUAACUUUGUUGUUACCAUUAUUUUGUACUUCUGUAACCUUUAAGCUUUAAACUACCAAAGUAUUUUAUAUUUCUGGAAUACAAUGUUUUUUUCUGGAAAAAUGACAUUGCAAAGGAUAUCAUCAGUUUCUAGUGCUGAAGCUGAGGCUAGGCAACUUGUGUUAUUGAGUCCCAAUGCUUGUAAUCCUAUAUGAAGAAAUCCUGUAUGAAGUGGAUACUGGCUUUCUAGAUAGGUCAUCUUUUCUCCAUUGCCAAGACAAUAAAUGAAACUGUUGCCUGUGCAUCCAGUUGGCGUCCAAUUUCAAAUUAAAAGAGAAAGCAAUGGAUGCCCUGGAAUGGCAAGUCUCACAUUAGUGUGUGGUAUAAACCAAAGCAAAGUAGUUUGAGCAACUUUCAGAAUUCUAACUUUAAAACCUCUCAGAGGGAUCUUCAGGGAGUAGGCAGCUGGAUCUUUCCCACUAUUAGGAGUCUGUAAAAAUCCACAAGAUUCCUACUCUGCCAACUGAACUAACUUAAUUCAAAAAUACUUUUAAGUUUUUUAUUGACCUAGUAACUAACUUGUAUCAAAUUGGUUUAAAGAUCCUUUUAAAGAUGCAUCAGUUACAUGCAUCCUUAUGCUUUACUUUUGACUUGUCAAAAAAUGUCAGCAUCUUGAUUCAGAAGCUAAAAUAGUGUAUGUGGUGAGGUGAAAAGCAGCAGAAGACAAAGGUCUUCUAGGAAGGUUGGGGAAACAAUUGUUUGUUCUAUUUUAUGGAUUUCGUGGGGAAGGCUGGUAAAAGCAGUACCCAGAACAGAAUUGUUCUAUUUCUGCCAGUGUAGAACAAGAAUUAUUUUAGAAGCAAAUAUCUCUGGGGAGACAGGGUAAUCAUUAGUCAACUGGGAAGGGGGGGGGGGAGUGUCUCAUGAGGAGUGGUGUUGUAUUUAGAUAUAAGUAAACCAAGAAAAUCAUUCUAUCCAAGUCCUAGGGCACAAUGUUGGAAAUAACAAAACUAUCUAGUAGGCAACAAAAAUGUGGAUUGUCUCAUUUAAAGGAAAAGGAGAAACACUGGAGAUUUUGUUGUUAUCAAACACUAAACUGUUCCUUUUUGAAAUACAGCCAGGGUUUUAAAAUAUAGAUGUAAGGAACAGGUAUGGUUUUGGUUUUAGAACUCAGGUUUUGAUGUAACUGUAUCAAUUUAUAUGAUUUCUGUUUAAGCCAGUAAAAUGUGACUCAAGUUCAUGCACAAUAAAUGCAAC